AGCAAUUGUGGCCAAAGGUAGAUCUCAAAGCCUUUCUUUCAAGCUGGAUCGCGACCAGCCUCCUCUGAGACAAUGCAGACUUUGACGAUCUUCGUCGCCCUCUUGAGCAUGUCCGCGGUGGGUGCCACGAACUCCACCCACAAUGUCAGCCCCGGCGAGUGCCACUGCGGAUGCUGCGCGCCGGUGGGCUCUGGUGAGAAGGCGUGCACCGCCCCGGUCGGAGCGCUGCACAGCACCACCAAGACGGACAUGUGCCGCACGAUCUACUGCACGGAUUCCGCGGACACGACGGGUGCGCAGAACCAGGCGUGGAGCAGCUACUGCAGCUCCCGCUGCUUCCCGCACCCGGAGGUCGGGUCCACGUGCCGCCCCAAGGAGUGCGAGGACGCCGGCGUCAACGUGCAUUGCCAGUGAGUCGCGAGGGAGGCGGCGGGGGGCGCGCCGCCAGGAUGAGGCCGUGUCUCUGGGCAGAGCGACCGCUCGCACGGCCACCAAGGCGCGGGCGGGCCGCGCACACAUCCGGGAGCUAGCCCCAUGCCCCCCAACGAAAAAAAAC
This is a messenger RNA of Prorocentrum cordatum, 556 nucleotides long. Lineage: Eukaryota; Dinophyceae; Prorocentrales; Prorocentraceae. The record is from the annotation of a GenBank genome assembly.